Messenger RNA from Contarinia nasturtii (swede midge), 1775 nucleotides. RefSeq lists its product as uncharacterized. The coding region runs from base 173 to 1612 and encodes 479 amino acids. The record is from RefSeq and is a predicted model, not a curated record. Gene Ontology annotation, molecular function: protein binding. NCBI's taxonomy places the organism in Eukaryota, Metazoa, Arthropoda, Insecta, Diptera, Cecidomyiidae. The transcript has 2 exons.
CACUGAGUAAGGUUGUAUAUCGCUGCAAAAGCGAAACUACGUCUACUUGGAUAAAAACAACAAUCGGCUUUAUAAUUAACUACAAACGGCUAUUUGUUGCAUACGACCGAAAUAGAGUGGAAAGGAUUGGAGUCGCACGAGAUAGAAGCCCUGUUAUUGUGUUCAUGCUAAAAUGGAGACACGGUCACGUAAACGUAUGAAACUGUGCCAUGAAGUGGUGGAAGAUCCAACAGUGUCUGCUGUAUUCAAUGCGACAGAGUUCAUGGACAUGAAUGAUGACGUUUUGUAUGCGUUGUGUCAACGAUUGCCGCUGAAAGAUUUAUGUUCAAUAAGUCGAACGUGUACACGAUUGCAGCAAUUGGCCGGUGAGUGUUAUCAACGUCGUUAUCCAAAUAAUCGUGUUGACAUCGAGGUAUACAAUUGGACAACACCAAAUGACACGGAAAUCAAACCGAAAUGGGAAUACCGUACAUUGCCAAAAGAAGACUAUGCCAAAGCAUUUCGUGGAUACAUUCGGAACGUCAGUUUAUUUAUGUUCAACAUGAAUGCCGAUCCCAUGAAUGCAUUUCGAUUUUUGAAAUCGAAUUGCUAUGCAAAUCUGCGUGAAUUGACACUAUACCGUAUUGUUUGCAAAACAGAAUCGUACGGUAAAUUGAUUCAGACGCAAUUGAAGACAUUGGAAAGUAUUUAUUUUGUAAAUUGUCACAUUUAUGAUUUAUACGGUGCCUUUCUCAAGCAUUGUCCGGCAUUACGGCAAAUUUUCAUCCAAGAAACACGAAUUGUAAAGGAUUGCACCAUGGAAUGGACAAAACAUCAUUAUCCACAAUUGAAACAUUUUACGUAUCAUUCGCAUAAUGUUCUCGUCGACAGUUUGGACGAUUUUCUUGGCCACAAUCCACAAAUCACCAACAUUGUUUGCUCCAGCACAAAACUAUAUCGAUUAUUACAACAAAAAAAAUUCCCAUUGAAUUUAUUGCAUGUCAAAUUGGACCGUGAAUAUAAAUUUCAUGUGCUCUCGUACGAAAUGGAAAGAUAUUGUGCACUGGGCAUAUUGAAGCGAUUGGAAGUAUCGUUUCUAAAUGGAUGGGAACCAUCACGAUUCGAAAUUGGACGCGUUGCUGAAUUAUCACCAUUGACACAGUUACAGGGAUUACACGUCAAACAAGUGGCCAAAAAACUCAACUUUGCCAACUUUCUGGAGGGUUUCAAACAAUUGAAGGUGCUGAGCAUUGGCAUUGAUCAUAUUUCAAAGAAAUUACUACAGGUAUUGUCACGAUUACCGAAUCUCGAAGAAUUACAUUUAACCUCCUCAUGGACUAGCGAAAAUGUUUGCGGACUACGUUUCAAGGAAUUUGUACGACCGUUUGCUGUUCAUGCGACAAACAUCAAAAUAAUCUGCAUCCGGAAUGUCACAAGUACUGCGCUAAUCACCGGCAAUGAUGUUGUCGCCAUUCAUACGUUGCGCAAAAAUACAACGAAUCCACGUCCAAUCACCAUUUACCUCGAUUAUAAAGUCAUUGAAGAUGCUACAUACAACGAACCACCAUCCAACAGUCUGGUGAUCAUCAAACCAUUCUCACAAAUGACGCCGGAAUAUCGAAAAACCUAUUAAAUUGAUUUUAAUAGGGUGAUUGAACUCGAACCUGUAUAUUUUAGUAUAGGACUUUCUGAUUCAGUAAGAUUUAUGUUAUUUAGUUUUUCUUAGAAACAGGAAUUUGAUAAAAUCUUAAUACUAAUUUCUCUUUCGAAAAGAGAAGACAAAAAAAAACAAUAAU